ACCCAAUCCAGGGCUGAAACAUCAUUGAGGGCCAGUGCUACACAUUUCCCCUCUCUUUGGCCCUCAGGCUCUGGGUUCUUCCAUCAUAUUAGGUAAAAAAAAAUAAAAAGGUAAAAAAAAUAUAUUACUACCUCAGUAAUUAAGUAGCGCAAUAAAAAGCUCUUCCCCUGCGUAAUUGUAUUAAGCAAGAGUUACUCUACACUAAUUAGCUAGCCUCCGAUGGGAGAAUCCGACGACAGCAGCAAGAGGAAGAUCGCCGUCCUCGGCGUCUCCACCUUGCUCCUCGUCGCCAUGGUCGUCGCCGUCACCGUGGGCAUCAACGAGACAGGCCCGGGCACCAGCGGCGACGGCGGCAACGAGGAACACGCGGAGGUGUCCACGUCCAACAAGGCCGUGGCCGUCCUCUGCCAGCCCUCCACCUACAAGGAGACCUGCGAGAAGAGCCUGGCCAAGCCCGCGGAGAACAUCACCGACCCCAAGAAGCUGGUCCAGGUCGGGUUCGAGGUCGCGGCGGAGUCCCUCAGAGAGUCCCUGAAGAACUCCGCCACCCUGAAGGAGAUCGCCAAGGACCCCAUGGCGAAGCGCGGCCUCGAGCUCUGUGACGAGCUGCUCGAGACCGCGAUCGACGACCUCAAGAGGUCCGUCGACGAGCUGGGCUCGUUCGACAUGGCAAAGGCCUACGUGCACCUGGACAACCUCAAGACAUGGCUCGAGGCCACCAUCACGUUCCAAGAGAACUGCAAGGACGGGUUCGAUAACACCACGGGCCCCGCGGGGGACAAGAUGAGGGAGAUCCUCAAGACGUCCGGCGAGCUCACUAGCAAUGGGCUCGCCAUGGUUAAUGGGUUGGCUAAGUUCUUGGCUACGUUUGAGUUUAGCAGCAAGGCCCGCAAGCUCUUGCAGGCCCAGGCCCAGUCCGAGUUCCCUUCGUGGGUCGACCCGGCCCAGAGGAGACUCUUGGCGGCCAACCAGGCUGGUGUCCCUGCCGAUAUGGUUGUGGCCCAAGAUGGAAGUGGGCAGUACAAGAGUAUCAUGCAGGCCAUCAGCGCCAUCCCAAAGAAGCACAAAACCCCUUUCGUCAUUAAGGUCAAGGCCGGAGUUUACAAAGAGCAUGUCUUGAUCCCCAAGUAUGCUGACGGCAUUGUGAUGAUUGGUGAUGGCCCCACCAAAACUCGUGUCACCGGUAGCAAAAACUUCGCCGCCGGCGUCCAAACCUCCGACACCGCUACCUUCGCUGUUGUAGCACCAAACUUCGUAGCCCGCGACAUGGGUUUCGAGAACACGGCCGGACCGGAAGGCCACCAGGCCGUGGCCUACCGGUCCAGGUCCGACAACUCCGUCCUCUACAACUGCGCCUUCGACGGCUACCAGGACACGCUCUACGCCCAGGCCUACCGCCAGUUCUACCGCGACUGCACCAUCACGGGAACGAUCGACUUCGUCUUCGGCACCGCCACGACCGUGCUCCAGAACUGCAAGCUCAUCGUCCGCAAGCCGCUCCCCAACCAGGCGUGCAUCGUCACCGCCGAGGGCAAGAAGGACCCCAACGGCGACUCUGCCAUCGUCCUGCAGGGCUGUCACAUCACGUCGGACCCGGCUUAUUUCCCCGUCAGGCACACCAACAAGGCCUACUUGGGCAGGCCCUGGAAGGAGUACUCGACCACCAUCGUUAUGAACUCGAUUCUCGAUGACUUGAUUGCCCCCGAGGGUUGGUUGCCGUGGCUGGGCGAUUUCGGGUUGAACACUCUGUUCUAUGCCGAGUUUGAGAACAAGGGGGCCGGUUCGGCUCAGGGCGGUCGGGUGACGUGGAAGGGUAUUAGGAAGUUGACCGCGGCUCAGGUUGAGACGUUUACGCCUGCGAAGCUUUAUGUGGAAGGAGAUGAUUGGAUUAGAGCCGCUAAUGUGCCUUAUGUUGCUGGGUUUAUGAAAGCCUAAAAAAGAGAGGGGAAGCAGGGGAGCUAUGGGUGAUAAGAGGGGGUUAAUGCUAAUUAAUUAUUAAUCGUGUAAUUUGUAAGGUUUGCUUUGCUUUUAUGCGGUUGGAAUUGAAGCUGACUGAAAAAAAUGUAAAAAAUAAAAAGGAAAUAAAAUGAGAAAAAACGAAAAAAAGAAUUAACUCAUUGAACUUCGUGUCUCCUUUGCUUUCUUAUUUGUGGUUUAAUCGCACUUAAUUGAUCAAUCGAUUUAAUUGGUCAAAUUGGUUCGACUCGCUUGGAGGUCCUCACUGGGCGCUAGCAACCCAGAUGACUAUCAACCCAAACCAGAUUUGGUCAAAUUGGUUCAACUCGCUUGGGUUUGAUCUCUGCUCGAUGAAAUUGAUCUUAAACUCCAGGGGGAAGUAGUGCAACAAGAUGUGAAUCCGUGCUCCAUGGAGCUUCUACAAUUUGAAGAAAUUAAACCUUUUGAAGCUAUAUAGGGUUAUCGUAGCGAAUAAACUUUUGAAGAAUCU
This is a messenger RNA of Linum trigynum, 2446 nucleotides long. The record is from the annotation of a GenBank genome assembly. Lineage: Eukaryota; Viridiplantae; Streptophyta; Magnoliopsida; Malpighiales; Linaceae.